Messenger RNA from Aedes albopictus (Asian tiger mosquito), 3012 nucleotides. RefSeq lists its product as uncharacterized. Gene Ontology annotation, molecular function: nucleic acid binding. The record is from RefSeq and is a predicted model, not a curated record. Gene Ontology annotation, biological process: DNA integration. The coding region runs from base 1 to 3012 and encodes 1003 amino acids. Lineage: Eukaryota; Metazoa; Arthropoda; Insecta; Diptera; Culicidae. The transcript is spliced from 5 exons.
AUGUCGGCCACAGAAGAUCACUACAAGAAGCUGGAGGAAAUUUUGGAUAAGCAUGAAGCUGUUUUCACCUGCGAGCUCGGACGUUUGAAGGAUGUCAAGGUUUGCCUGCCGUUGAAGGAAGAAGUGGUUCUGAAGUUUUGCAAACCGAGGAAGGUUCCGUUAGCUUUCAAGGAGGAAGUUGAAGACGAGUUGGAUCGUUUAGAGCGCACCGGCAUUAUCACCGCAGCAUCCACGGCGGAUGUGGAAUGGGGGAACGCCAUUAUCAACCCGCACUUGAAGGACGACCAUCAUCCUUUACCCAUUAUCGAUGAGAUUUUUGCGGCUUUGCAAGGAGGUAAGCAUUUUUCCAAGUUGGGCCUCAAGAAUGCCUACUAUCAGCUGGAAGUCGACGAAGAGACCAAGAGGCUUUUGGCGUGGAGCACGCACCGAGGCGUGUUUCUUAUGAAUCGUUUGCCCUUUGGAACGAAACCCGCUUGCUCUGUUUUUCAAGCCACCCUGGAGAGAGUACUACAAGGCUGCAGCGGUACGGUCAACUACCUCGAUGACGUGAUGGUGACCGGUCGUACUAUGGAAGAACACCUGCAGAAUUUGGAGCACGUCCUGCAGCGACUUGAAGAGGCUGGGCUUCUGCUGAACAAGGAGAAGCGUGAAUUUUUCAAGGAAGCCGUGGAUUUUCUUGGACAUCGCAUCGACAAAGACGGUUUGCACAAGGAUCCAGGUAAAGUGAAGGCCAUUUUGGAGGUCGAGCCACCGAUGAACACCAAGGAGGUCCGUUCUUUCGUCGGGCUUGUCAACUAUUACGCCAAGUUUGGUCCCAAUUUGGCACAUCAUUUGCAGCCGCUGUACGAACUAUUGAAGGAUGGUGUCGAUUUUUCCUGGAACAAAAAGCGGCAACAAGCUUUCGAAAAAGCUAAGAAACUGAUCGCAGGGGACACUGUGCUGGCACAUUACUAUCGCAAUAUACCUGUGAAGCUCUACUGCAAUGCGUCGAAUGCUGGUAUCGGUGCUGUCAUUACACACGUUUUUCCGGACAAGAGCGAGCGACCGAUUUCGUUUGCGUCAAGAGUCUACAAGAAGCACGAAGGUAACUAUUCAGCGAUCGAUCGGGAGGCGUUGGCUAUUUUCUACGGGGUCAACAAGUUCUAUAGCUACCUGGCGGGUCGACAUUUCACCCUGGUUACCGACCACAAGCCGCUGGUUGGAUUAUUCAGCACGAAAGGCGUUCCGGAGACAGCAGCUAGACGGCUCCAACGUUGGGCUGUAUUUUUGACAAGCUUCGACUACGAAAUACAACAUGUGAAAGGCGUAGACAACACUCCGGCUGAUUUUCUUUCCCGUUUUCCAUUGGCCGGUGCUGAAGAUGAAGCUGGAGACGAUAGCGAUUUUGCUGAGAACGGCGCAGCAUGCUUUCUGAACUUUCUGGAGAUGGAGACCCGUUCGCCAGUAGAACGAAAGCAGCUGGUGGUCGAGAGCCGCCGUGACAAGGUGGUGAGUCAUGUGGUUGAAUAUUUGAAAUCUGGUUGGCCAACAAACAUUCCUGACGAAGAGAUCAAAAAGUAUUAUUCCAAGCGUGAAGAACUCAGUGUUGAAGAAGGUGUUUUGCUAUGGGGAUACCGCAUCAUUGUACCAACCAAACUACGGAAGAGCAUCCUGAUGGAACUGCAUUCGGCCCACUUAGGAAUCGUCAAGAUGAAGUGCCUAGCUCGGUCCUAUUUCUGGUGGCCAUCUAUGGACAAGGAGAUUGAGGACAUCGGGAAGCGGUGCGAGAUGUGCAUGCAGCUGCGGCCGGAGCGAAACGAUCCUAUUUCGCCCUGGAAAUUGACGAAUUUUCCUGGCGAUCGAGUCCACACCGACCAUUUCCAGUUCAGAGGCGCGGAGUUCCUAGUCAUAGUAGACAGCUACACGUUUUCCUCGGACGAGUUUGAGAAGUACUGUUUGGACCGGGGAAUCCGACAUCUGCGUACGACACGGUACAGUCCGUGCUCCAAUGGGGCAGCUGAGAAUGCGGUAAAGACUGUUAAGGCGGCCCUAACGAAGCUUUCCUCGGAUCCAACCUCAAAGGGGAAGUCAACUGCUGUUCUUCUGUGGUCGUUUCUCGAGAAGUACCGUGCCACGAAACAUGCCACUACCAACGAAAGUCCGUUCAAGCUCAUGUUCGGUAGGGAGAUGCGGCUGAGGUUCGAUGCUCUGAAGAAAAAUCCUAGCAAGCAGCAACACGAAGACAACUCCAACCGAAGCCAGACCAAGGCUGUAACUUUCGAAGUAGGUGAAAUAGUCUACGCUAGAGAUUACCGUGACCCGAAGAAGCCUGCUUGGGUUCGAGCCACUGUGGUGAAGAAGCUUGGAGCUGUUUUGUAUGAAUGCGAUGCUGUGGGUCUGAAACGCAUCAAGCGAAGAAGCCAUCAACUGCUGAAGUAUCCUUACGACGAUUUUCAAGACGAGCACUACCAUGCUGCCAUCAAUAAUGAUGUAGAUGAAUCAUGCGAUAACUCGGUCUACGGGGAGGAUUUCGUCGAUCAAGAUGAAGAGUUUGAAGUGCCUCGGAUUGGUCAUCAUCAACCGGACGGAACAUAUGUGACCAGAUCUAAUCGAGCAACGCGCCAUGGAAAAUGCACGGAAAAGGUAGCACAGAACCAGUUGCGUGGCAUGCUCGAGAAAAGUCACAAAAAUUCUUCACUGUACGAUUCAGGUCUAAUUGUCGAUGUAAAUCACCCAGAGCUGGCUGCGUCACCUGACGGCAUUUUAAAGUUUUUAGAAUUUGGACACCACUACGGACACCAUCUACAUCACGAUGAAUAUCACCAUCCGUACCAUCAUCAUCAUCAUCCACACCACUACGAGCACCAUUAUCCGCAUCACUACGAGCAUCACUAUCCUCAUCAUCACUAUCCGCAUCAUUACCAUCAUCAUCAUCCGCAUCAUGAAAGUUACUUGCACUUUCCCAAUCACCAUGAACAUGCCGAAGGAGAAAUCGAAGUCCACGACGUGCAUCACCAUUAUUCUGUGCAUUAA